This is a messenger RNA of Dentiscutata erythropus, 231 nucleotides long. Lineage: Eukaryota; Fungi; Glomeromycota; Glomeromycetes; Diversisporales; Gigasporaceae. The record is from the annotation of a GenBank genome assembly.
AUGGAAAUAUUGUAUGAAUCAUCACCGGAAACAUCAUAUGAAUCAUCACCGGGAACAUCAUAUAAAUCAUCACCAGGAACAUCGCAUGAAUCAUCGCCGGGAACAUCUAAUAAAUCAUCGCCGGGAACAUCAAAUGAAGCAUCGCCGGGAACAUCAAAUAAAUCAUCGCCGAGAACAUCAUCGGUACCAUCGAAAAGGCCGCCAAUACGAUCAAAGCAUAAUUCAAAAAAA